AUGCAGAAGCUCGUUCCACUCAUUGCCAGCCUAAUUAGCCUAAUUAGCGCCAAACAAUUUGGACCAAUCACACCGCAUUUCGAGCAAUGGCUUAACAGCAACGGCUACGAGAAUUUCGAAUUCCCGCGAGAUGAUAUGGACGAUUAUGGGAGUUUCGGCGGCAAACUGAGCGAUUGGGACCCGAACAUGUCGCCCAACGUGCCAAUCGUGUUCUUUCAUGGCAAUUCGGACGCGGCGCUCACCGCCAACAAUUUCUCGACGGGAUGGACGAAUACGGUGAAGUAUUUGCUCGGCAAAGGAUACACGAUGGCCGACUUGUAUGCGACGUCGUGGGGCGACACCAACACAACGCAGGCGAUAUUCAGGGACCAUGAUUGUGUCACCGUGUACCGGCUGCGCAAAUUCGUCGAAUCGGUUCUCGAGUACACGCGAUCGCCAAAAAUCGACAUCCUCUCGCAUUCGAUGGGCGUGACGUUGGCGCGAAAAGUGAUUCAAGGCGGAUUCAUCGCCGCCGCUGAUGGCUCAUGCAACAUCGGCAAACCGUUGAAUCAUCGCAUCCGAGUGCUCAUCGGCAUCGCCGGCGCCAACUACGGCCUCUGCAAUUGCGUCGGCCACGGCGAGGGCCUCAUCUGGCCGACGUGCAACUCGCAGAACGGUCUUUGGCCCGGCGAGACGUGCGCCGACGAUCGCUCGUCGAGCCUGUGCGGCGAGUACCCGCAAGCGGCGCCGUGCAACGGACCACACUACUCGCGAUUCCUCAUGGACAUGAACAACAAUAAGCAGAAGCCCGCCGAGGCGGUGUUCAGCAUGUGGAGUGAAAGUGAUCUUCUAAUUGGCUGGGAGAACAUGGUGUGGGGUCGUCCGACAAGCGAAAUCCCAUUCUCACAAGGCAACAAGAUCUACAAAAAUUAUACACAUAUGGAAAUCAAAGAGCUGACAGCCGGCGAUCAGUACUACAUUCUGAAGAAUCUCGAGGUUCCCGAAUAG
Messenger RNA from Caenorhabditis bovis, 987 nucleotides. NCBI's taxonomy places the organism in Eukaryota, Metazoa, Nematoda, Chromadorea, Rhabditida, Rhabditidae. The record is from the annotation of a GenBank genome assembly.